UUCCAGUGCGUGUGUGUGUGUGAGAGAAGGAAAGGAAGGUGGUACGAAACGCAUCAUCAGAUGAAGAUUGGUACAUUUGUCUCCGUUCUAACUGCAAUCUUCCAAGAUUUGCCGCGAGUUUAAGCGAUAAUUUAGAGCCAUAAGAAGCUACAAUAGUGGAAGAGAACGAUGAUUACGCGAUCGAAUCUUGCAGAACAGCUAAGGGAGUAUCAGAUUCGAUCUAAGCACGAAUGGUCCUCCAUCUCUUUCUUUUCAUCCACCUCCAAUCUCACUUCUUCAAGGGUUGAUGUUGCGGUUUUUGUGAUAUGGGAACUUAUAAUUCUGGCAUCCUUAGUGUUCUCAGCAGUGUCAUUGUAUUUCAGGAAUAUGAAUGUUGCGUUUAUCUUGUUUUCAUUUUCAUUGAUUCUACUAAUAUGUAUGAAAAUAACAAGGAGCAUCAAACAAAACCGAAAAAAGAAAAGGAGGAUGCUUCUCCCACUAUCUAUGUAGAACCAAUGUGGUGGUGGUAAAUUCUUUUUUCUGUUUUUAAAGUGGUGUCGGUUUUGUUGUGUAUAGCAUGGGAAAAUGUUGUUUACAUAGGGAGUGAAAGAAUGCAAUGGUUAAAGCAGCAAUCUUUCAUUAACACAAGUUUGAUGAAGGUCAGUUGGAUAAUUGAAGACUUCUAUGUCAUAUCAAUGUUCUGUUCUUUGCCUCAGCAUUUGAUUUGAUUUAGAAUAUGUUCGAGAGA
Messenger RNA from Impatiens glandulifera, 727 nucleotides. RefSeq lists its product as uncharacterized. Lineage: Eukaryota; Viridiplantae; Streptophyta; Magnoliopsida; Ericales; Balsaminaceae. Bases 169 to 489 code for a protein of 106 amino acids. The record is from RefSeq and is a predicted model, not a curated record. The transcript is spliced from 2 exons.